This is a messenger RNA of Drepanopeziza brunnea f. sp. 'multigermtubi' MB_m1, 1755 nucleotides long. NCBI's taxonomy places the organism in Eukaryota, Fungi, Ascomycota, Leotiomycetes, Helotiales, Drepanopezizaceae. The record is from RefSeq and is a predicted model, not a curated record.
AUGUCUUCUACAAGUACAGACAAGCCUCGACCCGCAGCUAAGCGCAGAUCGGCCCCCAAGUCACGAAACGGUUGCUUGACAUCAACAGGAACAGGAACAGGAAUAGGAACAAGAACGACAGAUCAGCUCUGUCAGAUUCGGCCUUCCGAGACGCUACGAUUCAUUGACCCGCGUGAAGCCUUCUAUUUCAAGGUCUACCAAGAUGAGGUGUGCUUGGAACUUUCGAGGUACUCGAGACAAUCUGCAUGGAGCUACACCCUACUCCAAGCAUGUCAUCACGAGCCCUUCGUGCUUCGAGCCGUGGUGGCAAUCGGAGCUCUCAACAGGGCUGUCAAGCAAGUACAUUUCGCAACCCGCGGCUCCAAGGAUACGCGAAAGCCGAACUUGGAAUUGGCAGCCGCCCAUCGAACCUUUGCUCUGGUCUCCUACAACCGAGCCAUACAAGGGAUGCAGCGGAUCGUACCGAUUCCACAAAAUCCAUCGUCGCUGAGGAACGCGCUGAUUUCCUGUCUUCUAAUCUACUGUAUCGAGCUUUUCCUGAAGGCCCCGUCGACUGCGUUAGCCCAGGGUCAAAAUGGCUACACGCUUCUGCAGCAGUGGUUAAGGAGUAGAGAAGGGCCAAGUCCUGGUCUCUUGUCCCCCAACAGCAAUAUCGUCGACGAUGAAAUAUUCCAAGAAUUUGGACGGAUGGAGCUGUAUCAUGCCCAGCGAUGGGGCCCUAAGGAUCUUGUACGACACGAGAAAAGGAGGCAGGAAGCAACAUCCACUGUCAGAAAGAUGCCAAUUGCAUUUACGACUCUUGGGGAAGCCACGCUCUUCCAGGAACUAUUAAUGCGGCGCACUUUCCACUUGAUCGACGAAAGUUACGCCCGCAAUAUGGCUUUGAAGCAGGACCUUCGGCACCCUUACUGUGCAGAUAACCCUGGGGAGGUGAUCGAUCCGUGUGACAUACCCGAGAACCUCCUGGAAGUCCGGGACUUGUACCUUGUCGACAUUCACCGGUGGCUGAAGGCUUUCGAACCGGUCCUAGCCCAAAGCAAGAGACCAUCCGAUCCGAUCACGCAGCUGGAAGUUGCCCUUCUGCAAGCGCAGGCCUUGGACGCCGAGAUUUGCCUCGCAGGAGCCUUCUUCACCAGAGAAUGUGACUUUGACCAGUUUCUCCCCUCGUUUGCCGCGAUCGUCUCGCUGGCCCGUCAGGUUAUUCGAAUCCGGGCCCAGCUCUGGACUCCAGAUCUGCCCGUCUUCAACUUUCCCGACAGCAUCGAGAAACCACUGUCUGGCGUGGUUGCAUACUGCCGGGACCAGACCAUCAGGCAUGAAGCGCUCUCCAUGCUCCGCUCAACCGCCCAUCGAGACCCCAGCCACACCAUCGCUCGAACGACCACACGCUUGUCUUUCCUCGUCGAGCUCGAAGAGCGAGGUCGAUUGCCCGACGGCACGAUACCCGAAGCUGCGCGCUGGAGGAUCGGCUGGGUGCUGCACCACUACCUCGAGACCCCCAACGACAUGACCAUCCUGUACUGCCGGCGGCUGCGCUACCCGAUGGGCAGAGCGUAUCCCGCACAGCGGGAGUGGCUGCGGAGAAAGUUCACGCAGGAAGAAGCCGAGACGAUGGAGUAUGCUCCUUGGGACGAGAGCAUGCACUACGCGGGGGCCUGGGCCCCGAGGAGGAAUCACGCUAAACCUGGAUGUAUGGCGUGGCGAGAGGUGCACGCGGAAUUGCUAGGGAGAAGUGAGCGGGCGAGAAUUGACUGA